Molecule: messenger RNA, 552 nt
Organism: Soboliphyme baturini
Lineage: Eukaryota; Metazoa; Nematoda; Enoplea; Dioctophymatida; Soboliphymatidae
Source: the annotation of a GenBank genome assembly
AUGUUUUACUCUACCAUUCUUUUCUACAAGGAAGUAGGCCUGAGCGAGAAGAGCGCUCAAGGUGCCACAUUGGGUGUUGGAGCGAUGAUGGUGAUCGUGUCGUUGAUAUCCACGGUGAUUAUUGAUCGUACAGGUCGAAGAACUUUAUUACUAAUUGGCCUUGGAGGGAUGGGCUCUUCAUGUGUUUUGCUCACCGUUUUCAUGGUUCUCAAGAGUGCAUCAUAUGGCUUUGCUGCCUAUCUUUGCGUUGUCUUCGUCAUAACCUACGUUGUAGCUUUCGGCAUUGGCCUGGGCUCCAUUCCGUGGUUUUUAGUGCAUGAAUUGUUCAUGCCAAACGCUAAACCGAAAGCCAACUCUAUCGCGACGUCAUUUAAUUGGGGUGGAGCGUUUUUGGUCGGCCAACUGUUCCCCUUGAUGAUGAUGGCACUUCAAAAUUACACGUUUCUCGUUUUUGCUGGUUUGCUGCUGUUUUUUGGGCUCUUCACGUAUAAAUUUGUGCCCGAAACGAAACACCGAACAGUGAACGAAAUCAUUCAGCAGAUGCACCACUAG